ACACCGUUAAUUGGAGGAACGUUUACCAACCCUAGUAAGAAUCUGUAGAAGCAGGAAAAACCCGAGAGGAUAGACAAAACCAAACGAAAGAAGAAAGAGCGAUGAGAGAGAGAGAGAUUUGCUGUUGCCGACUGUUGAGAGUUGAGCCAUCUAUCUCGCGUCCACUUAAAAGCGCGUGGUGGCGGGGAAGGAACCGGAGGAGCCAAAUACAGAGUGCCCCUGAAACUCAGACUCAAACUCAGUAACUCACUACUCCUCCCCCCACCUUUCUUUUCUCAUAAAAUAAAUAAUAAAAUAAAUAUGAUGCAUUUUCUUCUCAGCGGAAUUUCCCCCAUUACAUAAAUUCCAAACAUUUUCUGGAUUUUGUCAGCUCUUCCCCCUUUCCACUUCCUUCCUUCCUUCCAACGCCAAAAAAAACAACUCUCUGCCUCUUGCCGCGCCAGGGAAGGAGGAAGAAGAAGAAGCAAGCAAGCAAGCCGAUAAUAAAGAUUCCAAGACUCUGAAUAAUACUCUGAUAGUAUAGUAUGAACCACAGCUUCCAAAACACUCUUCCUCUGCUUCCCAAUCUCCAUUCCCUCUUCUUCUUCUUCUUCCCCUCGCCGACCCGCUGAAGGAAAGAUUUCCCCUCUCUCUCUCUCUCUCUCUCUCUCUCGCCCAGAUUCCACCACCACCUUCGUAUGGCCAAGACGGAAGUGUUCGAUUCCGAUCCCACCCACAUGGCCAGAGCAGCGGAAUUGAAGAGGGAACUCCAGAAGCUCGUCAACAGCAUUGUCGGCAACGAGGAUUACCGCACCGAGACCAUCGAUCAGGCGAAUGACACCCUCCGUGCUCUCAAGGACCUCAAGCUGAGGGGCAGGAAGAGAUCCCCUCUCUCUAUCGAGGUCCCCAACCGCCAGUCGGAGAGCGUGUCGUCGCCGGCACCGCCCACUUGCCCGGAGGAGUUCAAGUGCCCUCUUUCCAAGGAAUUGAUGAGAGAUCCUGUGAUUUUGUGUACUGGGCAGACCUAUGAUAGGCCAUUCAUUAACAAAUGGCUGGAAACAGGCAACCGAACUUGCCCUCUAACCCAACAAGUCCUCUCCCACACAAACCUGACUCCAAACCACUUGAUCCGGGAAAUGAUAUCACACUGGUGCAAGAAUCAUGGCCUUGAGCUGCCUGACCCGAUCCAUUACACGAACGUGGAAGGAAUAACAUCGUCAGAUCGCGACCGGUUUAUAUCCUUGCUCGAGAAGCUGUCUUCAGCGCUUCCCGAGCAGCAAGAAGCUGCUAAGGAGCUUCGUCGACUGACCAAAAGAACCCCUUCCUUCCGAGCACUGUUUGGGGAGUCAGACAAUGCCAUCCCUCAAUUGCUCAGUCCACUCUCUGGCAACAAGUCUGGAAGCUCGGUCCAUCCGGAACUUCAAGAAGAUGUGAUCACCACCCUCCUCAACCUAUCGAUACACGACAACAACAAGAAGCUCGUAGCUGAAACGCCAAUGGUGAUCCCUCUUCUCAUGGAAGCACUGAGGGCUGCCACCACUGCAACUAGGGCUAAUGCUGCUGCAACCCUUUUCACACUGUCUGCACUUGAUUGUAACAAGGUGCUUAUUGUGAAGUCCGGUGCGUUGAAACCGCUGCUCGACCUCCUGGAAGAAGGGAAUCCCCUGGCUAUGAAGGAUGUCGCCUCGGCAAUUUUCAAUCUGUGCCUUGUGCAUGAGAACAGGGCUCGAGCGGUGAAGGAUGGUGCCGUGAGGGUGAUUCUGAAGAAGAUAAUGGAAGGGGUUUUGGUGAAUGAGCUGUUGGCUAUACUUGCUAUGCUUUGUAGUCACCAGGGGGCUAUCAUUGACAUGGAGGAACAGGGUGGAGUUCCUUGUCUGCUGCAAAUUAUGAGGGAGAGCUCAUGCGAACGAAGCAAGGAGAACUGCAUUGCCAUCCUUCAUACGAUCUGCUUCUACGACCGGAGCAAGUGGAAAGAGGUGAAGGACGAGGAGGGUUCAUAUGGGACGAUCUCUAAACUUGCCAAGGAUGGAACUUCGAGGGCCAAGAGGAAGGCAAACAGCAUUCUGGAGAGGUUUAACAGGGCUGUCAAUCUUACUCACACAGCCUGAUCAUAUAUGCUGGGAUAUAUCACUACUGGGUAUCGAUGUAAAUUCUUCAUCUGGGUUUCUGGCAAAACUUUGCUUCUGGUGGGUCAUCAAUUGCAUAUGGAUGACGGGGAUCUUCAUAUAUGUCUGUAUAUUCUCUUCUGCAGCUGAGGUUUGUGGCUAGCCAUCUGUGAAUAAAAUAGACCAUGAGCUUUGUGAUUUGAAAAAAAGGACAAAGAGUUGGAAAAAAAGAAGAAGAGAAACAAUGGAGUUUUUUCUCUUGUCCUAAUCUUUUUUGUAGGCCUACCAUAUUUUCUGGAUAUUAUUACUAGUAAGAGUUUUGGCAGCUUCAGAUGUGUGCUAGCAAUAGCACAGCAGUAGUUAGGUUGUAGUAGUAACGUUGUGUCAUCCAUGGCCCCCUCGCUCACAUGUUAAUAAUUCCCCUCCAUUAGAUUUGUCUGUCAGUUAAUGGGUCCAGUCCAACUGUGUUGUGUUUGCAUCCCACUGUUGACUGUUACAGCUUUGGAUGGUAAUAUUUUACUAGAAAGAUUUCUCAAGUCUCUUAAAAUUGUCUA
Molecule: messenger RNA, 2638 nt
Organism: Linum tenue
Lineage: Eukaryota; Viridiplantae; Streptophyta; Magnoliopsida; Malpighiales; Linaceae
Source: the annotation of a GenBank genome assembly